AUGGCUGAUCAGAACGCGGCCGCCACAGUUCUACGAGAGACUUCGUCAAGAUGCGUCACGGAGUGCGGCGCACACAACUUCGAGGUGACCAAUUACGCACUGCUCUCCGGCAUGGGGAUCGGGAAUUUCGUCAGCUCCAGCACGUUCUGCGUCGGCGGCUACGGCUGGAACAUCAGGUUCUACCCGGACGGAGCCAAGAAUGCCCCUGCCGGCUAUGCGUCGGCCUUCUUGGCUAAUCUCAGCGAGACGAAGGACAAAGUGACGACAAAGUACACCUUGACCAUGCUGGACAAAGACGGCCAAGUAGUAGCCAACAAGGAACUGCUGGGACAGCUCGAGCACGUCCUCAAGGACGGGAAAGGCGCCGACAUCAAGCUCCUGGUCGGCGGCAGGGAGUUCAACGCGCACAGGUUCAUGCUGGCCGUGUGGUCACCGGUUUUCCACGCGCAGCUCCUUGGUCCGAUGGCGGAGGAGGACACGACGCGUGUAAUAGAGGUUGUCAACAUGGAGCCCGCCGUCUUCGAGAUGCUGCUUCACUUCAUCUACACGGACUCGCUGCCGCCAUGCGACGGCGAAGAAGGCUAUGGUGCCCCCGAGAUGCAGCAUCUGCUGGUCGCGGCAGAUCGGUACGGGCUGGACAGGCUCAAGGCGAUGUGCGAAGAGAAGCUGUGCAAAAGCAUCGACAUGAAGACAGUCACGAGUACACUGGCUUUGGCGAAUCAACAUUUUUGCGAGCGGCUUAAGAAUGCAUGUGAGGAGUUCAUGUCGAAGCCAGGACGAGUGAGCACUGUCUUGUUGAGCGAAGGGUUUAGACGAGUCAUGGCAACUUGCUUCCCGCUAGUUUUAAAGGACAAGGAGGUACCCGCCACGAAAAAGGAAGUGUAG
Messenger RNA from Brachypodium distachyon (stiff brome), 885 nucleotides. RefSeq names its product BTB/POZ and MATH domain-containing protein 1. The transcript has 2 exons. The coding region runs from base 1 to 885 and encodes 294 amino acids. Lineage: Eukaryota; Viridiplantae; Streptophyta; Magnoliopsida; Poales; Poaceae. The record is from RefSeq and is a predicted model, not a curated record. Gene Ontology annotation, biological process: protein ubiquitination. Gene Ontology annotation, molecular function: protein binding.